AUGUCUUUGUGCUCAUUCCUGAUGGGAAGAAGUCCCAAGAGUCAUGAUACCCUUUUCAGGAGGGAAUCCUUUGGAAGGACCUAUCAACAGCCAUACCAAGACUAUGAAACCUUACUGGAAACAUGCCUUAGGAACAAUUGCCUCUUUGAGGAUAACAACUUUCCAGCUGACAUCAGCUCCAUAGGCAGAGGGAACCUGCUGCAGAAGCUGCCCCAGAACCUGCAGUGGAAGAGACCUACUGAGCUGUGUGACAACCCUGUGUUCUAUUCAGCCAAGGAAGGAAGGCUGGGCCUGUGCCAGGGAGUAUUGGGAAACUGUUGGUUCUUGGCUGCACUGGAAGCUCUCACAUUCCAUUUGGACAUCCUGAACCAGGUAGUGCCUCUGAACCAGAGUUUCACCAAGAAGUAUGCUGGCAUCUUCCUCUUUCAGUUCUGGCAUUUUGGGAAAUGGAUUCCUGUCGUGGUUGAUGACCGUCUACCCAUGAAUGAGGCUGGUCAACUGGUCUUUGUCUCUUCCACCUGCAAAAACUUGUUUUGGGCAGCUCUGCUGGAAAAGGCCUAUGCAAAGCUUGCAGGUUCCUAUGAAGACCUGCAGAUUGGACAUGUUUCAGAAGCCUUUCUGGACUUCACAGGAGGUGUGACAGCUACAAUUGAACUAGCAAAGGCACCUUCCAACCUCUGGGACAUCCUCACCAGAGUCACUUCCAAGAGAUCCCUCAUUGGCUGUCAGACCCACUCAGGAGAGAGGAUUCUGGAUAAUGGACUGGUGGAUGGUCAUGCCUAUACUCUCACUGGAAUGAGGAAGGUGACUUGUCAUAAUGGACCUGAAUAUCUAGUAAGACUGAGAAACCCUUGGGGGAAGGUUGAAUGGAAGGGAGACUGGAGUGACAGGUCAAACAAAUGGGACCUCUUGAGUCCAAAGGAGAAGAUUCUGCUUCUUCGAGAUGAUGAAGAUGGAGAGUUCUGGAUGUCCAUCCAGGACUUUAAAUUCCAUUUUACAUCUCUGGUCAUCUGUCAGCUAACACCAGACCUGAUGACUCAGGAAGUAGGAAAGAAGUGGAUGUAUUCUCUGACUGCAGGGAGAUGGGUGAAGGGCAGCACAGCUGGUGGCAGGCUAAGGCAUCACAGAGACAUGUUUUGGAUGAACCCGCAAUUUCAACUUACUGUCCUAAGUGCUGAUGAAAGCAAGAAGUAUUCAAAACCUUGCGGUGUCUUGAUUUCCCUUAUGCAAAAAUCUAAGAACCAUCACCGGAACCAAAUGCUUCACCUCCCCAUUGGCACCUUUCUUUUCAGGGUAGGUCACCUUUGGAGGGGCAACCAUCGAUUGCCCCAGGAGUUCUUCCAGAGAACCACUCCAUUGUUUGCCCCUAGAGACUUUCAGAAGGAGAGAGAAGUGAGCUAUGAGUUUGCCCUGGAGCCAGGCACUUACCUGAUUGUUCCCUGUACCUCUGAGCCCUGGCAGGAGUCUGAAUUCAUCCUAAGAGUCUUCUCCAGGAAGAAGCAUGCCUUAUAUGAAAUGGGAAGUAAUUGCAGCUUUGUCCUCCCUAAGGAGAUAGUUGACAGAUAUGAAAGGGAGGACGAAUUCUUCACUAAACUGUUUGAAAAAUACCCUGAAAUAAAUGCAAUCCAGUUGCAGAAGAUACUGAAUAACAUGACCUGGACACACCUGUCCAGCCCACAGCCCACCUUCAGUAUGAAUGCUUGCCUAGGGAUUCUGGCACUGCUUGAUCUUAAUGCUACAGGCACUGUGAGCAUUCAAGAAUUUCGAUACCUGUGGAAGCGACUACUGAUCUAUCAGGAAGUUUUCCACAAACAAGACAAGGACAAUUUGGGGUUCCUGGAAUCAUGGCAGCUGCGGGCAGCUGCUCAGGGAGCUGGUAUUUUACUCAGUGAUGAGGUGUGCAAUCUAAUGGCUAUUCGAUAUGGCAACUCCAACCGGAAGAUCGGCUUUGAGAACUUUGUCUACUUCAUGCUUCGAGUGGAGAUCAUGGAAGAUGCUUUUCAAAAUUUGACCCAUGAUAAUAAAGGAAUAUAUCUUUUGAAGUCUGAGACCAUGUUCCAUGUUGUGGUGGAGAAGCAAUCCAAAGUUAGAGAACAUUGGCUGAAUGACAGAGAAGAAACUCUGAGUACCUGGAAACCACUUUGGGAGCCAUCCAGGCGUGGCUGGUACCUCGAAAUUGCUUCCAUUUGGGAUCGGACUGCUCACCCAGCUUUUGUGUCUCCUAUCGCUCAGCUCUCACCUGUGGCUCCAAGAAGCUGUAACAUGCGCAGAGGCCAUACUCUGCCUGAACAGCCCACCAGACGUAGAACCAACAUGCGCCACCACAAGGGCCAGGACCGAAAAGACCGAGAGCGAGCUCCUGUACCAGAAAUAGCCCGCCUCCCUUCCGGGAGUGUUCAAUAUUCCCUGACCCAAAAGGGAAGGAUAAUCAAGUGUGACAAGAGAAAAGAGAAAAAUGAGAUCUGUGCUGCGGAGUAUCAGUGUGGCUGCAAUACUCUGGAGCUGGGAGGGGAGUUUCGGGGGGAAGGAGGGCAAACCCCUGGCCAGCGGUCCCAGACUGCAGCACUCUUGGAAAUUGCCACAGACAACCCAACCUUCAGCAGCUCCCAUCCUGAUGAGUCAGAAGCCAUCAACAUAGAGAAAUAUUUCAUUGCACCUGCGGACAGGAAGGAAAAAGGUUGUGUCCCCGGGCCCAGGAAGAGGCACAGAGAUCUCACCUUAGGGGUGCCUCCAAAGUUGGCCCCUGAGCUCCGCGACCCUGGCGCGUGCUGGGAGUGCCCCGGGGCACCACUGGGGAAGCUUCUCACUGUGAGCCAGAGCAGCCGCCAGUAG
This is a messenger RNA of Dromiciops gliroides (monito del monte), 2832 nucleotides long. It is a transcript of the gene CAPN14, whose product is annotated as calpain 14. Gene Ontology annotation, biological process: proteolysis. Gene Ontology annotation, cellular component: cytoplasm. Gene Ontology annotation, molecular function: calcium ion binding; calcium-dependent cysteine-type endopeptidase activity. The transcript is spliced from 25 exons. The record is from RefSeq and is a predicted model, not a curated record. The coding region runs from base 1 to 2832 and encodes 943 amino acids. Lineage: Eukaryota; Metazoa; Chordata; Mammalia; Microbiotheria; Microbiotheriidae.